Molecule: messenger RNA, 638 nt
Organism: Arabidopsis lyrata subsp. lyrata
Lineage: Eukaryota; Viridiplantae; Streptophyta; Magnoliopsida; Brassicales; Brassicaceae
Product: protein RALF-like 1
Exons: 1
Coding region: 55-417 (120 amino acids)
Source: RefSeq, a predicted model, not a curated record
UAAUAAUCAAACCAUAGAACGAUAGAACCAUAGAAAGAAGGAAGACAAAAAAAAAUGGCCAAGUCCUUCCCUCUGUUCUUAAGUCUUACGAUUCUCAUAAUUUUCAUCAUCUCUUCACCUCCGGUCCAAGCCGGCUUCGCCAACAACCUCGAUGGUCUAGAAUGGGCUACGAAUGGAGUCCAUGGUUCAGGCUGCCACGGUUCAAUAGCAGAGUGUAUCGGAGCGGAGGAAGAAGAAAUGGACUCGGAGAUCAAUAGAAGAAUAUUGGCGACCACAAAAUACAUAAGCUAUCAAUCUUUGAAACGGAACAGUGUGCCUUGUUCAAGAAGAGGUGCGUCUUAUUACAAUUGUCGGAACGGAGCUCAGGCUAAUCCUUAUAGUCGUGGUUGCAGCGCAAUUUCUCGAUGCAGGAGUUAGAAUUACAAAAAAAGAAAGCUAUAUAUCUUCUUGAUCUUGACUUAUGUUUUCUUUGAUCCAUCAAGUGUUUUUAUUUUUAUUAAAUAUUCAUCAUGUCUCUGCACAAUAGUAAAAACCUAUGUUUUGAUCAAACCGGGUUGCUUUGUUAUAUUGUAUGUGAAUAAUCAGGGUCUUAAUGAUCCAUGAAGUGUUUGGUUUUAAUUAAGGGAUCUUUGAAUACU